Messenger RNA from Penicillium lagena, 390 nucleotides. RefSeq lists its product as uncharacterized. The record is from RefSeq and is a predicted model, not a curated record. Gene Ontology annotation, molecular function: oxidoreductase activity, acting on the CH-CH group of donors, NAD or NADP as acceptor. Lineage: Eukaryota; Fungi; Ascomycota; Eurotiomycetes; Eurotiales; Aspergillaceae. The transcript is spliced from 4 exons. Bases 1 to 390 code for a protein of 129 amino acids.
AUGACUGAGAGCUUCGUGGAGAUCUACUUUGACAAUGUUGGCGAAGAAAUCCUGGACUUCAAGUUGACUCAACUUGGAGAACGCGGGCUCACUCUUUCUCGUGGCACCAUUUCCAACUACAACCGUGAUGUCGACAUCAUCGGUUUGAAGAACUUCCAUGAAGUUAUUACCAUGCGUCUACAGAUCCUGGGUUUUAAUAACAUCGAUUGGAUUGACCACCUGUCUGAGGUGCGGGCCAUCCUCGUCGACGAGUGGAAGAACGGGAACAUUAUCAUUGGCGACGAGAGUGAAAUGGUUAUCGAUAUAGAUUUUGCUGAUAUUCCUCGUACCUGGAUGAUGUUGUAUUCUGGAGGCAACACGGGAAAGCUAGUUAUGAAGGUGAGGCAUUAG